Spathaspora passalidarum NRRL Y-27907 is the source of this 711-nucleotide messenger RNA. RefSeq names its product glutathione-independent methylglyoxalase (gene GLX3). The transcript has a single exon. Gene Ontology annotation, molecular function: glyoxalase III activity. Bases 1 to 711 code for a protein of 236 amino acids. The record is from RefSeq and is a predicted model, not a curated record. Lineage: Eukaryota; Fungi; Ascomycota; Pichiomycetes; Serinales; Debaryomycetaceae.
AUGGUUAAAGCUUUAAUUGCAGUUACUUCAUAUCACGGUGAAUUUUACCCUAACGGUGGCAAGACCGGGUUAUUCGUUUGUGAAGCAAUUGAGCCAUUUUUAGAAUUCCGUAAAAAAGGAUAUGAAGUUGAUUUUGCCUCAGAAACUGGUACUUAUGGAUUAGAUGUUCAUUGUACUCAUCCAGACUAUUUGAAUGGUGAAGCCAAGGCUGCUUUUGAUGAUCCAAAAUCUGAAUACUCAGUUGCUAUUGCCAAUAUUAAGAAAGCAUCUGAUGUUAACGUUGAUGAUUAUGAUAUUGUUUUUGCUAGUGCUGGACAUGGUACUUGCUUCGAUUACCCUACAGCUGAUGGCUUGCAUGCAAUUGCUCUUUCUACUUAUAAGAGAGGUGGUGUUGUUGCUGCUGUUUGCCAUGGUCCUUUGUUCUUUGAUAACUUCAAUGAUCCAGCUACUGGUGAACCAAUAGUUAAAGGUAAGAAAAUUACUGGGUUUACUGAUGAAGGAGAAGAAUACUUGGGUGUAUUUAAUAUCAUGAAGGAAAAGAAUUUGGAAACUGUUAAUCAAAUGGCCCAAAAGUUGGGUGCAACUUAUGUUGCUCCAAAUGGUCCAUGGGAUGCCUUUGCAGUUGUUGAUGGUAAGAUUGUUACUGGUGUUAACCCACAAUCUGCUGUUGUUACUGCUGAAAAGACUAUUGAAACUUAUGAAGCUAAAUAG